Messenger RNA from Apus apus (common swift), 2094 nucleotides. It is a transcript of the gene CLEC3B, whose product is annotated as C-type lectin domain family 3 member B. The coding region runs from base 119 to 724 and encodes 201 amino acids. The record is from RefSeq and is a predicted model, not a curated record. NCBI's taxonomy places the organism in Eukaryota, Metazoa, Chordata, Aves, Apodiformes, Apodidae. The transcript is spliced from 3 exons.
GGCUGCUCCUGGCCGGGGCUCAGCGGGCAGCUCUCCGGGCCGGCCAUUCCUGCUGCCGGGCGGUGUGAGGGCAGAGCGGAGCCCGCUGCACCUCUGCUCGCCGUCGGACAGCAGCAGCAUGAUGCUCCGGGGAGCCUGCCUCCUCCUCUGCCUCCUCUCCCUCGCCCAGGUCUCCGGCCAGCAAAACGGCAAAGCCCGGCAAAAACCGGCGGCUUCCAAAAAAGAUGGCGUGAGCCUCAAAAUGAUUGAAGACCUGAAGGCCAUGAUUGACAACAUCUCUCAGGAGGUUGCUCUGCUGAAGGAAAAGCAAGCACUCCAGACAGUUUGCCUGAAGGGCACCAAAAUUCACCUCAAAUGCUUUCUCGCAUUUUCGGAGACCAAGACGUACCACGAGGCCAGCGAAAACUGCAUCUCGCAGGGCGGCACGCUCAGCACCCCCCAGAACGGGGAGGAGAACGAUGCCCUCUACGACUACAUGCGCAAGAGCAUCGGCUCAGAGGCGGAGAUCUGGCUGGGCCUCAACGACAUGGCAGCAGAGGGCAAGUGGGUUGACAUGACGGGCGGCCCUGCCCGCUACAAGAACUGGGAGACUGAAAUCACCACCCAGCCUGACGGCGGCAAGCUGGAAAACUGCGCGGCCUUGUCGGGGGCUGCUGUCGGCAAGUGGUUCGACAAGAGGUGCAAAGACCAGCUGCCCUACAUCUGCCAGUUCAUGAUCGUGUAGUGGCAAGGGUCCCCCCUUGCCUGCCCCCAACCCAGGCCUUCCCCCACCUUUGGCAGGAUUAUAAAGCUAUAGGUAUGUGUAGGUGAACAUGUCUGUAUGCACGUCCAGGUAGAGUCACUUUUGGCUAAGAAAGUCAUCACAGCUAGGUGUCGGAUUAGAGAGAGUUAGAGCAUCUCGUUUGGCCACAUCCAGCCCCAUUAGCAGCUGCAUUGUUCUUACUAAGGCACAGUUUAUAGAUAUAUUUUUUUACACAGGGAAUUUAUUAGGACAGCUCGGUUGUUUUGGCAAAGAACCAGUGCAGCAGUCCAGCCUGGCAAACAGCUGACUUUGCUGCCCGGGGCUGUCGCUCUGUAAUGUCCUUUCCCAUCCUGCUGAGCUUUUUUGGAACACCAGCGUAGCUAGUUCCCGCUUUCUUCUGUUUUGCUUCUCCAUAAGCCCUGGCAACAAGGCAGAUGGGACUGAACUGCUUGUCCCUCACAGAACCCCAGUUCAGACCCCUGAGGACUGAGGUCCUGUCUCAAUGAGCAGAGGCAGUUACUCCUGCUUUGCCUUGAGAGAUACAGUCAGGUUUAUUGGCUGAGUACCAGCUGCUCAUCAGGUUGUCCAACUCAUCCAACUAUGUGCAUGAAUGAACUAGUAAGUAACAGGCAUGAGUCAACUUACUGAGAAGGAGGACAUCUUUUCCAGAAGUAUUCCCUAUUUUGUCGGUACUUUUCUCAUUAGUCAGAGCCCAAUGCUAUUAGGGAAUAUGCUUCCAUAUAAAAAAACAAUUGCCUAUUGAAAAUGAACCCCAGGAUAAUGCAGCUUUAGCACUAUUUUAGUGAUGGAAAUCCAUCUGAAAUAUUCCGGUCUCGGUUGGUCCAGACAGAGUCCUCAGCAAACAUAAAUCUGCUGAGUACUGUUUGUGCCAAUAAAGUCAUGCCCAGCAGAAGGUCUGGCCUCAGUAAUUUUUUGCUGAGAAAAGUGUUUUAGAAAAAUAAUAAAUUGAAAUAAACAGCAAUGAUGGGAAAGAAGUGCAGGCCACCCUGAGAGCUUGACAAGGCUUUGCUAGCUGUUGGCUAAAAGGUUUCAUCAGGCCUUUGCAGUUCAGAGCUUGGUGGUAACCCCUCUAGUUUGGGUCACAUCCCCUGCACUGCCAAGCUGGGAGUGUCGGGACAUGAUGCUCUUGGGGAGACUACGGGGAAGGUAUUUCAAUUUGCUACUAUUUUUAACAAUAGCACAAUGGUGGGACUUCCAAGAUCUUGAGUGGGACAGCCAAGCUGGAGGGAUGGAAACACACAUGCAGAGCGCACACUUCUGAAGCUGUCACUAUUGCCAAACUCUCUACUGUUCAAAUUACUAUAAAAUAAAUAUAUAUAUAGCUUGCUGAA